Molecule: messenger RNA, 441 nt
Organism: Metopolophium dirhodum (rose-grain aphid)
Lineage: Eukaryota; Metazoa; Arthropoda; Insecta; Hemiptera; Aphididae
Exons: 2
Coding region: 1-441 (146 amino acids)
Source: RefSeq, a predicted model, not a curated record
AUGAUCACUGAGUUUGUAGUCCUGGGUAAUCACACAUUUUCGAUUGUCGAAGAAGAAAAAUUUAAAUACUUAAUGAACAUGGGUUUUCCUAAAAGGAAAUGUCUAACAAGAAAAACGUUGAUGAGUAGAAUAUCUAAUAUUUCACAGGAGUUAAAAAUAGAACUUAAAGAGCAACUGAUGUCUAUUGAACUUAAAUAUGUUUGUGCCACUGCUGAUUGUUGGUCUGUCUACAAAAAGAGCUACAUAGGAGUUCAUUGGUUUGACCCAAUAACUAGUGAACGAAAGUCUGCAGCUCUUGCUUGUCGGAGGCUAAAGGGUCGACAUACUUUUGAUGUUUUGGCAAAAGUAUUACAUUCUAUAUUUUGUGAAUAUGGAAUAAUUAAUAAAAUAUCUAGAGUUGUCACAGAUAAUGGUUCCAACUUUAUAAAAGCUUUUAGGUAA